This is a messenger RNA of Rangifer tarandus platyrhynchus (Svalbard reindeer), 504 nucleotides long. The record is from the annotation of a GenBank genome assembly. NCBI's taxonomy places the organism in Eukaryota, Metazoa, Chordata, Mammalia, Artiodactyla, Cervidae.
AUGUACGCUGGGGGCGUGCCCAACCGCCCCACUCUGCCAACCUCGCUUGAACCCGCGGGGUUUGCUUGCGCAAGCGCAGCGGGGAGGAGCCGAAGGGGACGCCGGGAGCAGGAAUUUCUGCACAUGGCUUCCGAAGAUGUGACCAUUACAGUUCGCCUCAUUCGUUCAUUUGAGCAUCGCAAUUUCAGACCUGUAGUAUAUCAUGGAGUUCAUUUGGACCAAACUGUAAAGGAUUUUAUAGUAUUUCUAAAGCAAGAUAUCCCUUUGAGGACCAGCCUUCCACCACCAUUCAGAAAUUAUAAAUAUGAUAAACUGAAGAUUGUUCAUCAAGCACAUAAAUCAAAGACAAAUGAACUUGUGUUGAGUUUGGAAGAUGAUGACAGUCUCCUGUUAAAAGAAGAUAGCACCCUGAGAGCAGCUGGAAUCGCCAGUGAAACUGAAAUUGCAUUCUUCUGUGAAGAAGACUAUAAGAACUACAAAGCUAAUCCCAUUUCAUCCUGGUGA